UUAGCACUUUCCUAUACUUGAACACAAAACAAGACAUGACUAUAACCAUGGCUUCUUCUUCAGCCACUCUUUUCUUUGCACUUAUUUUCUUACCCUCUAUUGUCAGAGCUCAAGAGCGAUCUCCCCACGGAGUUGCGUACGAGAGCCCACUUGCAAUCUCGCCAGAAGCAUAUGCAUUUUUCCACCCUAAUACUCAAAACCAGAAUAGCAACAAUAAUACUGCUAAUACUACUAGUUUAAGUUUAUGCGAUAGAUCAGAGUCAGAUUGCUCACCAUUUCCCACGGCUUCUUCUGUUCAGUCAGAUCUUGCUCAUGAAAGCACAGCAGCUCGCGAUGGAGGGAAGCACAGGGUUGGAGCUGGAGGAGCAGCAGGGAUACUGAUUGGCUUGGCAUUUGCUGUACUUUUGGCACUCGGUGUUUUCUUCAUGGUGAUUGCACGGAAGCGCAACUUGAACAAAGCAAAUGCUGCAAUAGCUCAGCCUGAAGUUUAAGAGGUUGAUUAGAGUCCAUGGAGAAGCUUGAUGAUGCAAUGCUUCGCUCCUCCUUUCCCCUCUACCUUCUCUUUUCUUUCAUCCUGAGAUGUGAGAUAUUACUAUUGCUUGUAUUUAGUUAGUGGUAACAUAAGUAAUGCAGUAAUAGUAUUCAGUCAUAACCUUUGGACCAUCAAAAAGACCUGUCACCAUAUGCAAACUUGAAUCAUUCUAGCUA
Messenger RNA from Ipomoea triloba (trilobed morning glory), 708 nucleotides. RefSeq lists its product as uncharacterized. NCBI's taxonomy places the organism in Eukaryota, Viridiplantae, Streptophyta, Magnoliopsida, Solanales, Convolvulaceae. The record is from RefSeq and is a predicted model, not a curated record. The coding region runs from base 36 to 491 and encodes 151 amino acids. The transcript has a single exon.